Molecule: messenger RNA, 309 nt
Organism: Peronospora matthiolae
Lineage: Eukaryota; Oomycota; Peronosporomycetes; Peronosporales; Peronosporaceae
Source: the annotation of a GenBank genome assembly
AUGGAUGCCGAUGCCGAUGGGAUCGAUAUCGAUAAUGAUGAUGACGACGAGGCUGGUACAUUCAGCAUCGCCAAAGACUGCCAAAGUGAGGACGAUGACACCCUCACUGGUGAAGACAACGUUCUUUUGGCACUGCACAUGAAGCGCACUGCUGUUGACAAGGAUACAUCAGCAAAGGAAUUUCUGCAGACUCGCGAAGCGGUUUUCCGCUUCGUUCAAGACUCGAUUGCAGAUGCACCAGACAUACAGAAAGAAACGCAGACGAAAAUGGAAAAGCAUACGUUUUUUCAUUUGAUAAAGGAGACCUAG